Penicillium soppii is the source of this 1881-nucleotide messenger RNA. RefSeq lists its product as uncharacterized. NCBI's taxonomy places the organism in Eukaryota, Fungi, Ascomycota, Eurotiomycetes, Eurotiales, Aspergillaceae. The transcript is spliced from 3 exons. The record is from RefSeq and is a predicted model, not a curated record. The coding region runs from base 1 to 1881 and encodes 626 amino acids.
AUGAUGCUGCUCUUCAGCAUAUCACUGUUAUGGCUAUGCCAGACAGUGCUAGCCCAAUAUUCCAGCGAUGAUCUGAUGUCAUUCGUUACACUCCCAGAUGUGAGGGCAGUCAAAUUCAACGUCCACUACUUGAAUCGCGAACGCGCCAGUCCCGGUUACUGGUUCGUCGCGCCCUACCUACACAUCGACCCCGAUGCGCCGACGAGUCUAUACGAGCAAUACCAGAUUGGUCCCCAUAUCUACGAUGGCGAAGGGCGUCUUAUUUGGACUGGCGCUCAACAGUUCGAGAAUCGGAAUGUUUUCGAUUUCAAAGCGGUCACUAGCCUAUCCUCCGAGCCGCAACUCUCAUUUAUCUUAGGACACUCGUAUGAUGCGGCAGAGGACUCUGGUUAUGGAAUGAUUCUGGAAAAUAAUUAUGAAGUGCAACGCAAACUCCCUCUUCGACAAGACCUUGGUAUUUUCGACAUUCACGAGUUCAAGAUCCGUGAUGAUGGUAAGACUGCGCUGGUCACGGUCUACCUCUCUCAUGAGAUCACUCUACACGAAUUCGGUCGGCCCGAAGAAUCCACCUGGCUUGAGAGCGGUGGAUUUGCGGAGAUUGACAUUAACACUGCAGAAGUCAUUCAGUGGUGGGAUUCCUUUAAUCGAAUUCCUCUGCCCGAGAGUGUUCAUUACCACCCAGAUUCGCGGGUGGAGGGACACCCAGGGUGGGACUAUGUGCAUAUCAACUCAGUUGACAAAAACGAGGCUGGCGACUACUUGAUUUCAGCACGAUUUACGAACACAAUUUACCUUAUCUCUGGCAUUGACGGAAACAUCAUGUGGCGGUUGGGCGGACAAUUCUCUGAUUUCGAGCAAGACUUCACGUUCUCGAAACAGCACGACGCGAAAUUUGUGACGUCUAGUGGUACACACCACAUUAUCUCGUUCUUGAAUAAUGCCUCGGACGAGGAAUUCAACGAGGAGAACAUGUCCGCAUCCCUCUUUGUCGAAUUGGAAACCAGUGUUCAGCCUAUGACGGCCAGAAUCAUUGGGCGGUACAAUCGCCCCGAUCACUCGCUUUCGAGACUUCGCGGUAAUACUCAGCUCCUUCCGGAUGGUAAUGUCUUCACCUGCUGGAGUAAGGAGGGCUAUAUUUCAGAACACACUCCCGAGGGAGAGCUCGUGAUGACGGCCAACUUUACCUCUUCACGCUACUCCUCCUACCGUGGAUACAAAUUCGAAUUUACCGGCCGCCCAGAGACUCCCCCCGACAUGGUAGCCUCGGUCUACGGUACCGACGAAACCAACAUGGUGACGACGUUCUGGGUCAGCUGGAACGGAGCCACGGACGUCGCAGAGUGGCAUUUCUACGCCCAGGCCUCUGAGUUCCACGUCCCUGUUUUCAUUGGCAAAGCUCCUCGAGUUGAUUUUGAAACCAUGUUUAUUGGCGCAGGCUAUCUAGACUGGGUAUCUGUCAGGGCAGUAGAUGUCAAUGGCACCGUACUGGGCACGUCCGAAGUCCACCGCAGCAAAUAUCCCGACUGGAAGUCUACUGGAUACAGGGGCAAGUCGGGCACACCCCUACCGAUCAACCCAUCAAUCCUUAGCAAGGGCAGCGACAGUACAGAUGAAGACAACGUGGUUUACGAGGCUGGUCGCACGUCGUCGGAUGCCAUCGAUACCCAAAACCACAAAACCAUUCAAGUUUUGAACCUCACAUACGAUGCUAUCCGCAGCAUUGGUGCAGUGUUCUCCUUUGUCUUGCUGAUAUGUUUGUUCUGCGGUGUUGUCGCAAGCUACCUGGUCAUCCGUGGCUGGCGGGUCCGGCUAUACCAGAGUGUCGGUGUAGAGCAGGGGUUUGCAGGGGAGAGCGCGCCUCUCAGAUCGCAUGAGGAUUGA